Molecule: messenger RNA, 3413 nt
Organism: Ornithorhynchus anatinus (platypus)
Lineage: Eukaryota; Metazoa; Chordata; Mammalia; Monotremata; Ornithorhynchidae
Gene: TMPRSS13
Product: transmembrane serine protease 13
Exons: 13
Coding region: 1-1413 (470 amino acids)
Biological process (GO): proteolysis
Cellular component (GO): membrane
Molecular function (GO): serine-type endopeptidase activity; protein binding
Source: RefSeq, a predicted model, not a curated record
AUGCUACAAGCUUUACUAGCAGUCAACCCCUUCCCCUUAAAGCCAUCCAUGAACAAGAACAAGGAGACAGCAAGUGACCCUCUCACUCCCCAGGAAAACAAAUACUUCAGGAAUGCCCCGCCCCCUACAGCCCGGGCCGCCCCAGUGAGCUCAGGUGUCACCUUGUCCGUGCCCAAGAUCACAUGGCAAGGGAGCCGGAGGCGGCUGACCCUCAUUGGCAGCAUCGUCGUGCUCAUCGGCCUGGUCCUGGCCCUCAUCCUCCUGUUCCACUUCUGGAGGGGCCAAACGGGGAUCCACUACCACGAGCCGGUCGAGAGCUGCAGCAAGAGUGCCCGGCGCUGCGACGGGGUGGUGGACUGCAAGCUCGGGAGUGAUGAGCUGGGCUGUGUGAGGUUUGACUGGGACCAGUCCCUGCUCAAGGUCUAUUCCGGGACUCAGCAGCAGUGGCUUCCCGUCUGCAGCGAUGGCUGGAACAGUACUUAUUCCACCAAGACAUGCCAGCAGCUGGGGUUUCAGAGUGCCUUCCACACGGACGAGGUCAUCAGGAAAGGGUUAGGGGAGAGUUUCUCGGUCUCAGAAUUCCGCGGCUCCAUCCAGGCAAGCAUCAACAGGUCUGACUGCCCCUCCCAACGUUUCGUCUCUCUCCGUUGCACAAACUGUGGUAUGCGGGCCAUCACGGGUCGAAUCGUCGGGGGGGCCCUGGCCCCCGAGAACAAGUGGCCCUGGCAGGUCAGCCUCCACUACGGUCCCACGCACAUCUGCGGCGGCACCCUCAUUGACUCCCAGUGGGUGCUGACCGCAGCUCACUGCUUCUUCGUGACCCGGGAGAAGAUCCUCGAGGGCUGGAAGGUGUACGCGGGCACCAACAACCUGCUGCAGCUGCCGGAAGCCGCCAGCGUCUCCCAGAUCAUCAUCAACAGCAACUACUCUGAUGAGCAUGACGACUAUGACAUCGCCCUGAUGAGACUGACCAAGCCCCUACCCCUAUCGGCCCAGGUGCAUCCUGCCUGCUUGCCCAUGCACGGCCAGACCUUAAGCCGCAACGAGACCUGCUGGAUCACCGGUUUCGGCAAGACCAAGGAGACAGAUGAGAAGACAUCACCAUACCUGCGAGAAGUGCAGGUGGGGCUCAUCGCCUUCCACCAAUGCAACGACUACUCCGUGUACGACGGCUACCUGACGCCCCGCAUGAUGUGUGCCGGCGACCUCCGCGGAGGGAGAGACUCAUGUCAGGGCGACAGCGGAGGACCCCUGGUGUGUGAGGCCAACAACCACUGGUACCUCACGGGUGUCACCAGCUGGGGCACUGGCUGCGGGCAGAAGAACAAGCCUGGCGUCUACACCAAGGUGACCGAGGUGCUGGACUGGAUAUACAGCAAAAUGGAGAAGGAAGCGAGGUCCGGGAAGGUCUGAGCGGAGGCCCUGUGUGCCACCUACAGCCCCGAAUGAGAAGACUUCUGGAGGUGAAGCUACCAGCUUGUUUGCAGGGUUUCCUGGGGAAUGGGGAUGGGGGGCAGAGAUGUCAGGAGACCACCAGCUGCUUCUCUGAAGUGUCCUUGCUCACCCCCCCCCCCCGACCCCUGUAUGUGCUCACACCUGUGUGUGUGCCCAUAUGCCUCAUCAGAGUCAGGACAGCAUUCAGACUGGGACCCUGCUGGUCCUGGGGACGGGACCCCGUGUUGCUCACACACUCCACCACACCCCCAGGACCCUUGCCAAAGCCAGCAGGUGGAGCAGAGGACAUUGCCCUCCCUUCACUGGACCAGACCCACCCUGGGGCUCAGCUCUGAGGCGAGUGGGCAAGAGGGACUAUUCCCAUUUCGCUAACUGGCUGAGCACAGCCGAAAUAUCCUUCCCCUCCUAGGCCCUUCCUCGUAGUCUCAACAGCUGAUGUCUCAGACAUUGCCAGCCCCACACCUCCAUCCCAGCUGCCCAACUCCCGCUGCCCAGCCCCAGGCCAUGAGGAAUUUUUGUUCAGUACUCAGGGAGGAUGGUCUAGCGAUUGCACUGGCCCAGGCAACCUGGGGAACCCCAGGCCCUAGUAAUGAGACCCGAUCCAGCCAUGGGAUGUAGGGUCUCCAGGCCCCCAACUCCGCGCUGCAGAUUACCCCCCACCCCUGGUUCCCCGCCAGACCUCCAGUAGGGAGGUCUGUUCUAGGGCCAAGCCAGGAGAUGACAGAAGAGAUGAGCCCUGCUGGACCCCGAUGCCUUGUCCCCUCACCAUCUGGAGGAACUCCUAGUCUGACCGGUGUCCAGAUGGUAACGACCCUUGAACCCAGGAUGGGGUCCGACACAGCUCCGGAGAGUCAGCCCCCCAGAAGGGCACUUGCAAGUCCAGCUGGGAUCUGGUUGUCCUGGAUCUGUUCAUCUGGAGAAUCGGCACCGGGCACCAAGAGCCCCAUCCCCAGCGCCGCUGGCGGCCACCUCAGACCCUCUUGGCCAGGCGAUGUGCCUUGCAGACUCGUGGUCAGGGCGGACAGUGCCAGUGGGAGUUUGACAAUGACUCUGCUUUGAUGGUGCCAUUUCAGCAAGCCCGGCACUCUGCCCCCACUGCCCCUUGUCCCCACCCUGCCAGACCCUCCCGCAAGACAGGGGACGCCCUCUGCGCUUGGGGCCCUGGAGAGCCGUGACUGCAGGGCUGGCCCUUGCCCAAAGACUCUGAGGCCCCGGUGGAGAUGAAUGAACAGUAUCUGGUGCCCCCAACCCCGCCCUGCCACCCUGGAGGCCCCUCUCUCCAACUCUCAUUUGACCUUUCGGCCCCAGAGUGUGGCAUCCUAUCAAUGAUAAGUAGCUUUGUCCUCAUUGCUUUGCCCUUGGCUCAUGUUACCUUGGCAGUGCCACGGAGAUCCCCCCUCCAUGCUCAUUCUGUUCCCACUGCCUCAGCUAUUGGCCUGGAGCCACGCCUCUUCCUCCUUCCCCCUGACCCACCAUCCCCACCUUCCCCUGGACCACUGAGCCAGCCCCAUCCCCACAGCCCAUCCCACUGGCCCUGUCCCAAAGACUUCUCCCGAUCCAGAGCCUGGGAGAGAAAGCUGGGCAGCAGGAACCUGUUGCUUUCCUCAAGAGGAGGGUCUUCUCUAACAAGCCCCUCCCUGGGGCUCUGAACUUGGCAAAGUGGCGGAAGGGACGGGGAGAGGAGAGGAACUGUGGGGGACCAUUUCAUGUUUCAGCAUUUCCUCAGCAAUCUGCCACAUCUCUCUUGCCGGGCAGUGAUUGCAUCCUCUGGAUGUGCAUCCUGCAUAUCCAACUUCAAUCAAUCAAUCAUUCAGUGGUAUUUAUUUGAGCACUUACUAUGUGCAGAGAACGUACUAAGCCCUUGUGGAGUAUACUAUAAGAGAAUGAGAAGACAUGUUCCCUGCCUAUAAUGAGUUUACAGUCUUCCCCGGAUGAAUAAACGUGAUUGGCCAUCUGAA